This is a messenger RNA of Gossypium raimondii (Peruvian cotton), 1196 nucleotides long. RefSeq names its product protein ENHANCED DISEASE RESISTANCE 2. The transcript has 8 exons. Gene Ontology annotation, molecular function: lipid binding. The coding region runs from base 422 to 910 and encodes 162 amino acids. NCBI's taxonomy places the organism in Eukaryota, Viridiplantae, Streptophyta, Magnoliopsida, Malvales, Malvaceae. The record is from RefSeq and is a predicted model, not a curated record.
AUCUAUCCUUUUUUUCCCCUUCUUAAUUUUGCUUUUUAGGGUCUGAAAUUUCUUAAAACUUUGUUCAAUUUAGUUGAAUCUGAACUGCACUAUGGAUGCUUAUCUGUAUGCAAAUCUUGUGAAUCGUCAUAGGACCUCGGGUUCAACUACAUAAUACAAAUUCCACCUCUGCACUUCAUUUUUCCUUCAAAAUAAAGCUUCGAUUUGAUCUCUUUUAGUGAGACAAAUGGCUGAAAAUCUUAUGCAUGCUUUACAAUAUAACAGCUAUGGCGGAGGCGCUGCUGCUUUGAAGAGACGGAGAGGUUGAUACUUUACAGUGAAGUGUUUAAAUUUUUUAUAUGGACCUGCUUGACAUAAACUUGAAAAAUAAUGGGCAGGGACUUGAUUUUAUAACGCUGUGAAUUUUUGUGCUUUUUACAGCAUGUUGAAGUUCCGAUCCCAACUCCAAAUAAAGUGGGACGACCAUCCUGCAAUCAUGGUUGUAGGUGUUGUAGAUGGAACUUCAGAAGCCAUUUUCCAGACACUAAUGUCUCUUGGACCCUCAAGAUCAGAAUGGGACUUCUGUUUCUACAAGGGUAGUGUGGUCGAACAUCUUGAUGGUCAUACUGAUAUUGUUCUCAAGCAGCUAUAUAGUGAUUGGUUACCUUGGGGAAUGAAAAGAAGGGAUCUCUUGUUGCGGCGCUAUUGGAGAAGAGAAGAUGAUGGAACAUAUGUUAUUCUCUACCACUUAGUGGUUCACAAGAAAUGUUCCCCACAGAAAAGCUAUGUCUGUGCCAGCCUUAAAAGUGCUGGAUAUGUCAUAUCUCCAGUGACUGAAGGAAAACACUCUGUUGUGAAGCUGAACACAUGCCCUAUGCCCUAUUUUCGUUUAAGGACCGCCAAGGAAAUUCUGAAACUGAAAGCUGAUUGAUCGGAUGUGUAUGCCGGCUUUUAUCGACUACUUUCGAGGCCUUACUAGGAAUUGAAAUGGUGUGCAAAGAGAUUGCUUCUUUUGAUCUGAUUUUUUGAUAUAAAUAUUGGACAAAGUAUGGAUAUUUUACUGCUGUUAGUAAAAUAGGAUUCUCUUCUUAGGAUCUUAGUUUCUUCACUUGUAUUAGACUCAACAAUGACUUGCAUUGCAUUGGUGUUGAUUUUACCAAACUUUCGAGGUUUACAAUUUUUAAUUUUUAUUAAUUAUUUACGUUUUCUCACUUUUA